Symbiodinium sp. CCMP2592 is the source of this 411-nucleotide messenger RNA. NCBI's taxonomy places the organism in Eukaryota, Dinophyceae, Suessiales, Symbiodiniaceae. The record is from the annotation of a GenBank genome assembly.
AUGCAGAGCAAUGCCCCCGCAGGCGACACGCAGAUGAGCUUCGGUCCAAGUGGAGGCCCGACACCGCCGACGCCUGGAGGUUCCAUGAGCUUCGCUCCAAACGGUGGAGCGCCUGGUCUUGGCGGUGGUGGUGCGCCACCGUCUGUGACCUCGAGCAGUGCAGGCGUGAAGAUGAGCGUCAGCCCUGAUAAACCUGGACCGGGUGUGCGGACCAGCUUCGGCCCUGACGGAUCCGCGGGAGGUGCCAAGAUGAGCUUUAGUCCUGAUGGGCCUGGAACUGCUCCUGGCGCCAAAAUGAGCUUCAGCCCUGAUGGUCCGGCUGCGGGCGGCCCAUCUGCUCCCUCCGGCGGAGCAGGCCCUUCCAGCACGCCAGAGGACGCACAGGAGAACAGCGCCCUGUUCCUGGACUAG